Hibiscus syriacus is the source of this 2885-nucleotide messenger RNA. RefSeq names its product clathrin heavy chain 1-like. The transcript has 14 exons. The coding region runs from base 640 to 2715 and encodes 691 amino acids. NCBI's taxonomy places the organism in Eukaryota, Viridiplantae, Streptophyta, Magnoliopsida, Malvales, Malvaceae. Gene Ontology annotation, molecular function: structural molecule activity; clathrin light chain binding. Gene Ontology annotation, biological process: intracellular protein transport; receptor-mediated endocytosis. Gene Ontology annotation, cellular component: chloroplast; plasmodesma; plasma membrane. The record is from RefSeq and is a predicted model, not a curated record.
AGCAAAGUCUCUUUCUUGAAGCAAAGUCGUCAAGUCAAUAGCAGGAAUGGCUCUUCAUCCCUUGCUUCCUCACAGCUUCAGAAAACUACGAUUACUUCAAAAUCUGAAAUUCAUUAUCCUCAGCCUAUGUGGACUUAGUCCAUCGUUUUUUCUUUGCUUCUCUCCAUAGAUUAUCAACUGUGUAUUCUCUGCUUCAGAUCACUUACCAGAGGUUUUUGCUUGUCACUUUCUCAGUGUUUCGUUCUGACACGCAAUUGAAAGAUUCAAUCUCUGCCGUUUGAUCUUCUCCUGAUUCGACAAAUCUUCAUCCGUUAAUCUGAUCCACCAUGGCAGAUGCUAACGCUCCCAUGGCCGUGAAGGAGAUCUUAUCUCGGUGUCAUUUGUUUGCAGCUGCAGAGCAUUGGUAUCGAUCCUGAUUUCAUCACAGUUAAGAACGUAACUAUGGAAUCUGAUAAGUAUAUUUGUGUGAGAGAAACGGCGCGUCAUAGCAGCCUUGUGAUCGUAGACAUGAACAAGCCGAUGCAGCCGCUGAGGCUGCCUAUUACUGUAGACUCUACUCUUAUGAAUCCGAAUUCUAGAAUACUUGCUUUGAAAGGCAAGUUACUAUAAUAACUACCAACAGUUAAUUAUUAUUAUUUGAUGAAGAGAAUUGUGUCUCGUAAUGGAUUCUGGUUAUUUGACACUUUUGUUGUUGAUCAGAGGAUUAUAUAUUCAACUACCUGCACGAGUUUAUUCAAUUUUUCUCUUUUAAUUUUUCUUAUCUAUUUUUGCUUUAUGCUCUCGAGGUUUGGCAUUCAUUUUUUAGAUCCAAUACCCGGAACAACUCAAGAUCACUUGCAAAUAUUUUACUUAGAGAAGAAUGUGAAAAUAAAAUCACAUCAGAUGAUUGAACAGGUUGUAUUUUGGAAGUGGAUUAGCCCAAUAUUGCUUGGCCUGGUGACACAGACCUCUGUGUAUCAUUGGUCAAUUGAAGGUGAUUCCCAGCCAGUUAAGAUGUUUGACAGAACAGUUAAUCUAGUGAAUAAUCAGAUAAUAAACUAUAAAUGCGACCUUUCUGAGAAGUGGAUGGUUUUGAUUGGUUCCGCCCCAGGUGUGCCUGAGAGGCCACAUUUGGUUAAGGGGAGUAUGCAACUUUUCUCUGUUGAUCAGCAGCAUAGUCAAGCUCUUGAAGCACACGCUGCUUCAUUUGCUCAAUUUAAGGUUCCAGGAAAUGAGAACUCUUCUAUUCUUACGUCAUUUGCCACCAAAACUUUUAAUGCCGCUGGCCAGGUUACGUCAAAGUUGCAUGUGAUUGAGCUUGGUGCCCAGCCAGGUAACCUGUCAUUUUCAAGUAAACAGUCAGAUUUACUUUUUCCACCGGAUUUUGAAGAUGAUUUUCCAGUCGCAAUGCAGAUAUCCCACAAAUAUAGUUUGAUCUACGUUGUCACAAAGCUUGGGUUGCUGUUUGUUUAUGAUCUAGAGACGGCGACCGCAGUAUCCAGAAUUACGAUCAGCCCAGAUCCUAUAUUUUUAACCUCUGAAGAUUCAGUGCUGGGUGGGUUUUAUGCCAUCAACACACGAGGUCAGGUGUUGUUGGCUACUGUAAAUGAAGCAACGAUAGUGGAAUUUGUUAGUGAUCAAUUGAACAAUUUGGAGCUUGCUGUCAAUCUGGCUAAAAGAGCAAACCUUCCAGUGGCAGAGAAUUUGAUUGUCCAGCGUUUUGAAGAAUUGUUUGCUCAGACGAAGUAUACAGAAGCUGCUGAGCUUGCUGCAGAGUCUCCGCAAGGGAUCCUUCGUACACCUGAUUCAUUAGCCAAGCUUCAGAGUGAUCCUGUUCAAGUUGGGAAAACUGCACCACUGCUGCAGUACUUUAGUAUCCUUUCAACAAUAGUGAAGCUCAAUGCAUUUGAGUCAUUAGAAUCAUCUCGGCUUGCUCUAAACCAAAACAAGAAGAAUCUUCUGGAGACCUGGUUGGCAGAAGAUAAACUGGAGUGUAGUGAGGAACUUGGAGACUUGGUGAAGACUGUGGACGAUGAUCUUGCGCUGAAAACAUACAUUAGAGCUAGGGCAACUUCAAAAGUUGUUGCAGCUUUUGCUGACCUCAAAGAGUUUCACUUUGACAAAAUCUUAAAGAAACUCUUUCCUCAGGUUGGGUACAAUCCUGACUACUUGUUCCUCCUGCAAACAAUUCUUGGUACACAUCCACAGUCGCUGCCGUUGCGAAAUUCAGCCGACCAUUUCAUCGACAUAGAAGAUAAUGGCAUCGCGGAGGGUGGUUCAAGUCGAAAGAUUUGGAUCUUCCUCAUUGGCAACUUUGCAAUGGAACUUCUAUCAACGACUUUCGACCAGCUUGCCUCGGUGCAUAAGCCGAAAUAUGCCUUGGCAGCAAUGUUAAUGGCUCUCGCAGGUUUGCUCGGAUGCACAACGGAGCUAGCUUUUAAGGGUGGAAAGGAAAAGGCGAGAUGGAGAUGGGACAAGCAGCUACCAUGGUUUUAUUGUUCAACAGCUACUCCUACAAGCCACAGGCGUUUCGGUAGCUUUGCUGAAAUAUUUGGAUUGGUAUGUGCCACACUUCAAAGUAUUUCAGCACUUGUGGCUUAUGCCUUCUACAGUCGGCACUCUGAUAAUCCCAUCAAGGUCUCGUAUUUGCCAAUUAUUUUCGCAAUUGGUCUAUUGUUCUCUCAAUAUCUGAAGGAUCGAAGUCGGAAAGUGAAUGUGGCUGUUCAUGAAGAUUAGAUUGCAUAGCUCUUCUUAUGCAUAUAUAGGUUUCAUUCAUGUAAAAUAUGACGCAAAAAGGAUUUUCUGAUUGCCAAACUUUUGUCUGAGUUGGUUUUAGCUGAUUCCGAAACAAUUGAUGUAAAUUUUUAUAAUUUUGAUAAACAACGUGAUAGAAAAAAAUAUAUACA